This is a messenger RNA of Cajanus cajan (pigeon pea), 2695 nucleotides long. RefSeq names its product putative inactive receptor-like protein kinase At3g56050. The record is from RefSeq and is a predicted model, not a curated record. Gene Ontology annotation, biological process: protein phosphorylation. NCBI's taxonomy places the organism in Eukaryota, Viridiplantae, Streptophyta, Magnoliopsida, Fabales, Fabaceae. Gene Ontology annotation, molecular function: ATP binding; protein kinase activity; protein binding.
CCGUUACUAUAAUGACUAGUUAGCUCAGAGACAGCAAACGCGCUUUCAAGUCUUCUGGGUCCAUUCACCAAUCUCACUUGCAAAUGUCACAACAUCUUAGAACCAGUCCAUGCUUAAAGUUCACAAUCUAGAUUAGAUAUUACACUCUUUGCUCCAUUUCUUCAACUUGUCUCUUUCUUCUAUUAAUACGUUUUCAAACUUUGCUUCUGGGAUAUUAACCUCUAUCCAUGCCAUAGUUUGUUCUUGCAAACAAAAAAAAACGGUGUUCUUGCAACAAGAAUGGGCAAGAACAGGAAAUUCAGUCGCUUCAAGGAUCUUUCGAUGGCUUUGCGCUUUGUGGCGGUUUUUUUCUUGUUUCAGGACUUGGAUUUGUGCUCUUCUUUAAAUGAAGAAGGUAAUGCUCUUUUGAAGUUGAGGCAGAGAAUAGUGAGUGACCCUUUUGGUGCUUUGUCAAAUUGGAUUCAGGAUGAAGUCUCUGUUGACCCUUGUAAUUGGUUCGGAGUUGAGUGCUCAGAUGGCAAAGUUGUGACCUUGAAUUUGAAGGAUCUAUGCCUUGGAGGAACUCUCGGGCCCGAGAUUGUGAACCUUGUUCACAUAAAGUCUAUUAUUUUGCGAAACAACUCUUUCUAUGGGACCAUCCCUGAAGGAUUUGUAGACUUAAAAGAAUUGGAGGUUUUGGAUUUGGGAUACAACAACUUCAGUGGACAUCUACCUGCGGAUCUUGGGAGUAAUAUCUCACUGGCAAUCCUUUUGCUGGAUAACAAUGAAUUUCUUGUUGGUUUCUCUCCCGAAAUCAAUGAGCUGAGGAUGCUUUCUGAAUGCCAAGUAGAUGAAAAUCAGCUAACUAAUGCUGCUAAUAUGCCAGCUUGUCCAGAAAGAGCCAUCACAUGGCAUAUUGGUCAAGGUAAAGGUACUCGUGGCCUACUAGGAAAUGAUAAAUCAGCACUUUUUCCUCCCCAUCCUAGUCGUGUGCCUAAUCCACUUCAUUCUAAUAAAAAAGAGGCUUUUAAUCGUGCCAAGAAUCCAGUUGUUGAGAGCCAUUCUCCUGCUUCCGCACCAGCCUCAGCAAAACCACCAGUGCCAACAAAGCCAGCUCCCCCUAGGGAAAAGGCUUUUCAUUCUAAAACUAAAAGCACCUCAUCAAAUAUUCAUAUUUUGGCUGGAGUAAUAGGUGGUGUUGUGUUUCUCCUUAUUUCAAGCAUUGGCAUAUAUCUUUGUAAAACCAAAGUAGCUAAUGUCAGACCUUGGGCCACGGGACUAAGUGGACAGCUUCAGAAGGCAUUUGUAACUGGUGUGCAAAAGCUAAAGAGAACAGAUCUUGAAGCAGCAUGUGAAGAUUUUAGCAAUGUAAUUGGUACUUCAGCCGUUGGUCCGCUGUACAAAGGAACUUUGUCUAGUGGCGUUGAAAUAGCUGUAGCUUGUGUUCCGGUGACAUCAUCCAAGAAUUGGUCAAAGACUUUAGAAGCUCAAUUUAGAAAGAAGCUAGAUACAUUAUCGAAAGUGAACCACAAGAAUUUUGUCAAUCUUAUUGGAUAUUGUGAAGAAGAGGAGCCUUUCACCAGAAUGUUGGUUUUUGAAUAUGCCCCAAAUGGAACACUAUUUGAACAUUUACACAUAAAAGAAGCUGAGCACUUGGAUUGGGGAACAAGACUUAGAGUUGCAGUGGGUAUGGCUUAUUGCCUUCAACAGAUGCACGAGUUGGACCCUCCUAUGGCCCUUAUGAAGCUGAAUUCUUCAGCUGUUUACUUAACAGAUGACUAUGCUGCCAAACUCUCAGAUUUGAGUUUCUCAAACGACACAGCCUCAGCUGAGACAAAAGCAAAUGACAUGCCAAUAGCAAGUCCAGAAAGCAAUGUCUAUAGCUUUGGUGUUUUGUUGUUUGAAAUGGUUACUGGUCGCAUCCCCUAUUCAGUGGAACAAAGGGACUCACUUGAAAACUGGGCAUCGCACUAUUUACAAGGGGACCAGCCCCUCAAAGAAAUGGUGGAUCCAAUUCUAGUAUCUUACCAAGAGGAUCAACUAGAACAAGUUUCUGCUUUGAUUAAAACUUGUGUGGACCCUGAUCCAGAGCAGAGACCAACAAUGAAAGAUGUCAGUGAGAGACUCAGAGAGAUAACAAAAAUAACACCUGAAUCAGCAGUUCCGAAACUUUCUCCACUUUGGUGGGCAGAGCUUGAGAUUGCUUCUUCAGAAGCACGUUAAAACAAGUGAAGCAGAUUGUAAUUAAGUUUGUUCGAGAGGUUUAAGCAUUGUGAUUGAUCCUUUUUCCUUAGGUGAAGUCAAAGCACUAAAAAGUUCUCACUUAACGUCUCUAUUGUUGUAGGACAUGGUCGCAAUUCGCAAUGGCGUGAGUGAUGUUUUUUCGGGUGCUUCGUUUAAUUGUAGCUUAUGGAAUUGCACCUAGCUUUCGUAUAUCACUUACUUUUUCAUGUCAGUUUAUGUGGUGAAUCCAGACAAGUUCAAGUCUUCUCUCAUUUCUUCAAAUGUAAAAUAACAGUUUGCUGAAUAGAAAAAUGCAGAAAUUAAUUGAUAAGUUAGCUUGAAAAAAUAAAAUGAUCGAGCAACGUGAAGGAUAUAUAUGUUGAUGUUUGGGUUCAACAACACCGUUUUGUAAUUUUGUUAAGAGAAUUCUAUGCAAGAUCUAUGAUGUAUACCUUUGGAUAAAAAAGAAAAUAAUGCACAAGAAUUUCUGGCC